This is a messenger RNA of Astyanax mexicanus (Mexican tetra), 7684 nucleotides long. RefSeq names its product kelch-like protein 33. Bases 2379 to 5171 code for a protein of 930 amino acids. The transcript has 4 exons. Gene Ontology annotation, molecular function: protein binding. The record is from RefSeq and is a predicted model, not a curated record. NCBI's taxonomy places the organism in Eukaryota, Metazoa, Chordata, Actinopteri, Characiformes, Acestrorhamphidae.
AUAUAACAUAUAUAAUACAAACAUGCAGAUGAAAUCAUUUUAAAUAUCGGACAAUAGUGCAGCUUUGCCAUCAAGCUGCCGGCGCUCAGAGGGAGCAAAAUUGGCCCUGCUCCCUCCGGGUGGGUAGAUGGCGCUCUUUCCCCACAUCACUCCUAGGGUGAUGUGGAUCAGCACAGGGCAUCUGUGAGCUGAUGUAUCAGAACUGAGUUGCUGCGCUGCUUUCCUCCGAGCGUUAGCACUGUGAUGCUACUCAGCGAUGCUGCAUCAGCAGCAGUUUAAAAAGAGGCGGAGUCUGGCUUCACAUGUAUCAGAGGAAGCAUGUGUUAGUCUUCACCCUCCUGGUUUGUUGGGGCAUUACUAGUGAUAGCGAUAGGUAAUUGGCUGUGCUAAAUUGGGGUGAAAAUUAAAAAAAUAAGAAAUAAGCAAGAAAAUAUCUUCACAUUUCACAGCAAGGUGGGUGAAUGUGAUUGGUUCAGAGAUUCGUUCUGAGAUCAUUUUUUAAAAAUGGUUGUUGCUCGCAUUGCGCUUGGGGGUGCAAAAACUAAAUUUGGGGGGCAGCGCCCACCUCAGCCCCCCCCAAAGAACCGCCCUGAUUGGAUUAUAGAGCAAAGCCCCCAACCCUCACUGCUUCCCAGGCAUCACAGCGAUGGGUGCCCACCAGCCUCCAAGAGGCAUGAGUAUUAAUAUUCCUGGAAAUUUAGCAGGUGUCCGGAUACUUUUUGCAAUAUUAGUGUCCCUGAGAGCAUUUUAAAGCACUGCUGAUCUGAAUUUAUUCAUAUUCACCUAUCCCUCUAUUUAAAAACAGCUUCUAGAAGACCUCCAGCUUCUCUCUAACGUAAUUUGACCCAGAUCCUGCUGCCGUCUGGCCGUGGAGGAGCAAUUUGAUUCCUCCUGACUCAGUAAGAAUCUAAUGCCUCAGGCUGUCACAUGCCCCCGCCGUCUCCCCCACAUACCUUCUUAAAUGUUCAAGGUUGAGAUGAGGAUACAGUAAAUAACUUCCCUGCAGGUCUGAAAGCAAGCUGAAGAUUCACCUCUAUCAUGAGUAAAAGGGCAGAACCGAAGGGCAACUUUAUAUUAGUAGUGUUCGCUACGAUGCUCAGGAUCGCUGGGUAUGGGGUAUGACUGGUAUCUGGGCUCCGAGUGGUCCAGCGCUUAGGCAUCAGCAGCCGGAGUCUGAGAGAGAGCAAAAUUGGCCAUAUGAUGCUGGGACUAAUCUAUCAGAGCUGGGAUUCCUAAAAAUAUGAAUUAUUUAAGUGAUUAAGAAGCAUCUCCAUAGAAAGACUUUCAAGACAAUUCUAAGCCUGUAUUUUUCCAGUCAAGUCAUAAGCUUUUUUCUGUGAUUUCAGACAAAACCUUGGGUUUAAUUUUUAGAUUUAAAAUAAAUUUGGUAGUAUGAAAGUAAAUGUAAGUGUUCAGGGAGAGCGGACAUACCUGUUGCAUGAUCCUUCUGGUGCAAAAUGUGUAAAAUGAUGAAUCCAGUCAUCUGAUGAAGUUGUAAAAAGGGUGAACCUGGCGUAAAGCAACCCUUUAUUUAACAAAAAAGGUAAAAAUUCACACUUCCUAAAAGUCAGAACCUAGAACUUAACCUUCUUUUAAAGGAUUCUUAAUUCUUGCAAAGCUCUGUUUUUAAAGAAAUGAUUGCGUGAGGAUCUUAGCUUUUUAGUAAAAAGAGUCGUUUUAGAAAAAGUGGGUUUUGACCUCCGGUAUUAGAGCUUUUAUAAAGUUUCUAAAAUAACCAUACUUAAGAUAUUUUCAACCAUUCAAAUGGUUCUUAGAGUUGUCAUGGGUUUUGAUUUACUUGGAAACUUACACCGCUUACAUCAUCUUGUUUUUUAUUACCAAUUUAAUGUUGUUGUUUUUCCCCUAGGUUUCUCUUUGGUUUACAUUAUUUAAAGUUUCUUUUAACAUUUUUAAAAAUGUUAACUUUUAAAACAUGUAUUUUUCCCAAAGGUAAACCAUUCCACAGAACCUUUUAGGAAAAUAGAACCGUUCUAAAGCAUCAGGUAAAGAACCCCCUGAGAGUGUUAAGAGUGAAGGUCAAUGUCCAAAACCUGGCAAUAAUUCCAAGACUGCUCUGAGGAAAGAUGUUUAUGAAAGUAAGAGGUAAAUAUAGCUGCAGUAUUUGGGAGGAGUCAGGUGGGGGGUUCAAAUGAGACUGAAUGCCAGACAAAUGAGCCAGAUGGUAAAAGUGUAAGAAAGGGAGGGAGAGGAGGAAUAUUGUGCCUGUGGAGGAGGAGAGUGGCAGAAGGGGACGUGGGAUACAUUGAGGAGCUGCUUUGGAAGUCGAAGGAAUUUGUUGUUCAGAUUGAGAUUAAGCGAGAGGACGGUAAAAAGAGGAGACCUAAUAUCCUGAGGAGGCUUAAAGGUGAAGGCUAUUUAUGGCGGUUGCUAACCUUUGUCCUUUGAGGGACUUAUCAGAGUCGAGGGAAUUGGAUAGAGGAGACAAUGAGAGGCGACAAAGAGAAAGACGAAACGGAGGGGAGGUGAGCGGGAACGGACUUGGCUGGAGGGACGCUGAUGACACGGAAGACGAUGAGGACGAAGACGGGGAUGAGGAGCUUGCGGAAGAGGGUGGGACACCAGAGGAACCCCCAAUGGCAGGGCAGGGAAGUGAGCAUGGGAAUGAAUUGAAUUUUGGGAACUUUCCUGACCUUAGUAACGAUGACUACGACGACGAUGACUACAAUGAUUCUAUAUCUAUCUAUAGUGACUACGGCAAUAGUUAUGCGACCUCUUCGCCUGAUUAUAACGACUAUACCGAUGGAGGUUAUGAUGAAAAUGUCGUCUUUUCUCCAACCGAUGGUGCCGCCAGCGGUGGUCGAGAUGAUGAUGCCGAUGAUCAUCUUUCAGACGAAGACAACCAAAACACAGAAUCGUGUCUAAAACUGGAAGAGCUGGACAGUGAAAAGAUUGAAGAAGGUGAAGAAGGUGACAAUCUUGAAGAUGACAGCGAAACCCUCAGUGAGACAAGUGACGAAGACUACGAGGAAUUUCCAGAAAAGCUGUACAGCCAUCCUUCCUACCCAAAGAAGGUCUUCCAAGCUUUAGAAGCGAUGGAGAAGUCCUCAUUCCUCACCGAUCUCAGCCUGACCACUCCUUGCGGGUUUAAAAUUCGGGUUCACUCCCUGGUCCUGGCUGCAGUGAGUGCCGUCGUCCAGCAGAUGAUCCUAGAAAGGGAUGGAAAGAGUCGGAAAGAGACUACGAUGUUUUUGAGCUUUGGUCAAGAAGUGACUGGUGUGGCUCUAUCUGCAGUACUGGAGUUUGCGUACACUGGAACCAUCACUGGUCUCAACAGGUUUACUUUGGCUCAUGUUCGAGCUGCUGCCCUCAGUCUGGGCGUUCCCAGAGUUCUGGAGCUCUGCAAAGAGGAGGAGGAUAGGGAACGAAAGAGAGGGGGAAAGAGGAAGAUGGAGGAAAAGAAGAGCAGAAUUUCUGCCGAGGAGCAGUUGAAGAUCAGCCUGGGAUCCAUCAGGCGGUUGUGGGAAGAACGAGUGGGUUGCGAUUUGGAGCUGGAGGCUGAGGGACAUAUAUUUCGAGUUCACAAGGUCCUCCUGAUUGCAGGCAGCGACUACUUCCGUGGCAUGUUCUGCCACGGUAUGAAGGAGAGCCAGCAGACCUCGGUGACCCUGUUCCUGAUCGGAGCGCUGGAGUUAGGAAUGCUCCUGGAGUGCAUCUACAGUGGAGCUCUGGCUCUGGAUUGGGGUUGUGUUUUCGAGUUGACCUGCACCGCCAUCCAGUUCCAGUUCCAGCCGGCCCUGUCGCUCUGCCUCGCCUUCAUGGAGGAGGAAGUGGACGCUCAGAAUUGUCUUGACGUUGCGGCGUUUGCCGAGGCUUACCGGAUUAGGGACUUACAGGACAUUGCGGAAGACUUUGUCCUGAGACAUUUUAAGGACGUUGCAGCAUCGCCGAAGUUCCUGGACCUUCCGGCGGAGAAGCUGAAGAUGUACCUGCGCAGCAACUCACUUUGCGUCGCGUCCGAGUUGCCCGUGUUGAAGGCCGUCGUCGCGUGGAUUGGGUUCAAUCCUAGGAGGCGAGUAAGAGAAGCCAGAGAGCUUCUGGCAACCAUCAAGUUCCCGCUGAUGACUUUCAAGGAAUUUAAAGAAGUGAAGGCCAUAACCGCCUGGCCGAAGAUGAGCAACGAAGACUUGUACGACUCCCUGCUGGAGGAGUUCUGCGUUGGGAACUCUACAGUGCUUUCAAACUACAGGACCUACCUUCCCAAAGAGGUCCUGGUCCUCGUCGGCGGCGAACGGAUCACGGAGAACCUAGACAAGCGAAUUCCCUGUCGGGACUUAUGGUUCAGCAACUCCUUCCGUAACCACGUGGCAAUGUUGAAGAGAGUGGAAUGGAGGAUGCUGGGAGACUUACCCGAGAAACCGAGGUUCAGCCACAGCGUCGGAGUGAUCAGAGGGAAGCUUUACAUUGUUGGGGGGCGUCACUAUUACGGCAAGAGCGACACCAUGAAAAGUACCUAUAGGUACGACCCGAUGCAGAACAGCUGGAUCAGAUUGGCUGAUAUGAAUGAGAGGCGGGGCAGCUUCGCUCUGGUGGUGCUGGAUGAUAAAUUAUACGCUAUGGGAGGAAAUGUUGAUGCUGAGUUGAACACAGAGACAGUGGAGGUGUAUUUCCCUGAUACAGACAGCUGGAGCUUCGUCCAUCCUCUGGACCAGACUCUGAGCGGGCACGCCGCCAGCGUAUGGAACGGAAACAUCUACAUCUCAGGAGGCUUCGACUGCACCUACCAGUGCCUGGUGUCCAUGCUGCAGUACCACCCGGAGAAGGGCACCGUCUACCUGCAGGACAUGUACCUGAACCACGCCCAGCACUGCAUGGAGACCUUCCAGGACCGGCUGUACGUAGCGGGGGGCGUCUCCAGCUACGGGGGGGGUCUGGUGGAUCAGCUGGACUGCGAGUUCUACGACCCGGUGAGGGACGCGUGGGGCGUCUUCAUGCCCAUGUCCGUGCCCCACGUGGCAGCGGCGUCGGCGGUGCUGGAGGGGAAGAUCUACAUCCUGGGCGGGUACUGCCAGGAGGACUACAGCGACACCAAGCGGGUGCACAGGUACGACCCGGUGAUGCACUGCUGGGAGAACUUGUGCGGCACGCCGGGACCCACCACGUACAUGGCGGCGUGCGUGCUGCCCGUACCCGGCCACCUGAGGCAGCUGUAGCGCACCUGGCUGACUGACUGACUGGCUGACUGGCGGCUGCCACUGAGACACUGGAUGGAUAGGACUCCUGCUUUCUGUACAGGGCUGUAAAAAACACUGUUGUUUUUGUAUUUAGCGCUUUUUGUUACUUUAUACCGAGCUUCAAAGACAAACAAUGAUAAAACCAUGAAGAUGUGCAAAAAAUAUCUGUGACUGUUCUUACGGAAAACUUAGCUUAGAAGAUUUCGUAAAAGAAGCGAUACAGCAAAGCUAAAGAUUAGAUGUGCUGCCGAGAGGAAUGACAUUGUGGCUUUGUUGAAAAAUGAUUGUACACUAGCUACUAGCCUCGUCCAACGUCUCUACAGUGGCGUUAGCAUGUGGCUAAUGGCCUCGUUCUACAUCUCUAGAGCAACGUUAGCUACCAGCACGCUAGCUACCAGCAUCAUCCAAAAUAUCUACAGCAACGUUAGCAUGCUAGCUACCAUCAUCAUCCAGUAUUGCUCCUAUUCUGUUAGUGUGCUGGCUAUCAGCCUCGUCCAACAUCUCUAUAGCGCCGUUAGCACACUAGCUACCAUCAUCGUCCAACAUCUCUACUGCACCAUUAGCAUGUGGCUACCGGCCUCAUCCAACAUCUCUACUGCGGUGUUAGCACAACAUCCAACAUUGCUACUAUGCUGUUAGUGUGUUGGCUACAGGCCUUCUCCAACAUCUCUACUGUGGCAUUAGCAUGCUAGCUACCAGUAUCGUCCAACAUCUCUAAGGCAGCCUUAGCUCAAUCCCGGCAUUGUUCCAAAUAUCUACAGCAGCUAAUAUCAUUAGCAUGCUAGCUACCGUCAUCAUCCAACAUUGCUACUAUGCUGUUGUCAUGCUAUGUGAUGGCUAUCAGCCUCAUCCAGUGUCUCUAAUGCAGCAUUAACAUGUGGCUAAUGGCCUCGUCCAGUGUCUACAGUGGCGUUAGCAUGCUAGCUACCAGCAUUGUCCAAAAAUCGAUUGCAGCAUUAGCAUGCUAGCUAUUAGCGUUGUCCAACAUUUUUACAGUGGCUUUAGCACUUUAGGUACUGGCCUCAUCCAAAGUUUGUACAGUGGCGUUAGCACGCCAGCUACUAGCAUUGUCCAACAUUUUUACAGUGGCUUUAGCACACUAGCUACCAACAUCAUGCAACAUUGCUACUAUGCUGUUACUGUGCUGGUUGCAGGCCUUCUCAAACAUCUCUAGUGUGGAAUUAGCAUGCUAGCUACCAGUAUCUUCCAACAUCUCUACAGCAGCGUUAGCACGCUAGCUACCAUCAUCGCCCAACAUUGCUACUAUGCUGCCAGCCUCGCCGAAUGACUCUACUUUAGCAUUAGCAUGCUAGCUACCGGCAAACAUAUCGCCCAACAUCUCUACUGCAGCGUUAGCUACCAGCCUCGCCAAAUGUCUCUACAUUAGCAUUAGCAUGCUAGCUACCAGCAUCAUCCAGCACUGCUACUGUGCUGUUAGCAUGCUGGCUACUGUUAGUAGGUCAGUGGGAAGCUGUAUAAACACAGUGUGUGAUGCUUCUUUCCUGUUCUGAAAAAAAAGAUAAAUAAGUGGAUUGUGGAAUUUUUCCUAGAUUACGUUUAUUUACAUUUAUUAGCUCCGCCCACAUUCUCCUGUAUCAUGUUUACAGUGAGUCUCUUCACAUGUUUUACACUCUUCUACUGUACUGUACUGUCUAUAGGUCAUCCUGGACUGUCCAAUCGUAAUGACUCUAUUGUGAGGGGGCGUGGCCAACAGAGCACAGGGACUUUAUUUUCUGAAUGCUGGCCAUCGCUGCUUUCACUUUUUUUGCUGAUAUAAUCAUUUCUGUUGCCAAUAUUUAAUUUGUUUCUUCAAUAUUUGGUUAUUAACAUCACUUUUGUUAGAUUUCAGAAAUGUACUUCAAUUUUAACCCUUUAAACCACAGAUUUUAUUCAGUGUCUCCCAUUUUUACAGUGUUUUCAUACUAAAGUGUAUGUUGAAAUAUUGAAAUGAAUAGAGUACUUUUACAUAAUGUCUAAAUUCUGAGACCAAAAUACAGAGUACAUAUUUUGAUACCAAAUUCCCUUAUUGUUAAAAAAUUUGCUAUUUAUAUAUACUUCCUUAAUUUUUAACCUGUUUUUCUACACUGAUGGGCGUGGUGUUCUGGAAAUGAGGUGUGUUCAGGUACAUUUCUGGAGUUUUGCUUGUUUAUCUUGGUAACAGAAAACACAGGAGCUCCACUGACUGAUUAAAACCCUCACAACAGUCAACAGUCAGACCCAAUAUAAAUUAUUUUUCUGCAUUUGGAGCCGUGCAAGGUGUACUUUUCCCGUCGUUACAAUAGCAAAGACACAUUUAGCUGCUCCUGGGUGCUCUAUCCUACACUAUCCUACACCGAAGUAGCAGCAGACAGUAAAUUAUGUCUAAUCAGAUGUUCCUUUAUUCCUCCUUAUUACAGAAUUGCAUUACAUACAUUAUGUACCCAAUGUCCUUAAAAUAUUGCACUAAUAAUAUGUCCAUAAUUUUCAAUAAAUGUUUAUUUGAACUGCUUUAA